This is a messenger RNA of Hordeum vulgare subsp. vulgare (domesticated barley), 2134 nucleotides long. RefSeq names its product U-box domain-containing protein 73-like. The transcript is spliced from 3 exons. The record is from RefSeq and is a predicted model, not a curated record. NCBI's taxonomy places the organism in Eukaryota, Viridiplantae, Streptophyta, Magnoliopsida, Poales, Poaceae. Gene Ontology annotation, cellular component: nucleus; cytoplasm. Gene Ontology annotation, biological process: protein ubiquitination. Bases 16 to 1809 code for a protein of 597 amino acids. Gene Ontology annotation, molecular function: ubiquitin-protein transferase activity.
AACCAAGAAGCGGCCAUGCCAGGGCGGAGAAACAGAGGCGGAGCAAGCGCGCCUGCUGGAGUUGCUCCUCCCGGACCUGGAGAGAGGCCACGCUCCCGGAGCUCCAGGACCCCGGCGGCCGCCACCUUGGAGCAACGGCUGCGUCGCAGUGUCGAGCGGGAGAUAAACGAGGCCAGGGCCAUGCAGCGCGCCGAGGCCGGACAAGGGAGCUCCUCCCCCUCCCCCUCCGCUCCGGCAUCAUCGCGGUCAAGAUUCUGGCCGCGAGCGCGGCAGGCGGCUAGGAAGGUUCUUGGCAUCAGCAAGAAACCAUCCCCGGGGUCAGCAGCAGGAACCCCGCACGGGCAGGAGACGGUACCUGAGGCCGCCGGCACGUCCGAGUCGGCGGCAAGAACUGGGCCUGGUGAUGAAGCCAGGUCGGAGCAGCAGCCUGUCGUGGUCGCCCCCGCGCGGUCUGAGUUCGCCGCCAUGAUGCAAAGUGCGUUGGCGAAGAUCCAAGAAGGUGCCACGGCCGACGACCAAGCCCAAGGGCAGGCAGCGUUCGCCGAGAUGGAGAAGGCAAUGACCGGCCUCAUGGACCUCUCCCACAAGAAGACAUCGGGGCCACCCAAACUCCCUCGCGACUUCGCUACCAGAUGGCCUCAUAGCGACGGCGAUCCACUGCUUGAACGAGUAAUGAAAGAUCCUAUUAUAUUGGCUUCUGGGCAUACUGUUGAUAAAUCAUGCCAACAGUGGUCCGUUGCACACAAAAAUACAUGCCCUGUUACUGGUCACUCCUUGCCCCACUCAGUCACUGCUCCAAACCACCUCCUCCAUGACAUGAUUGCUGAGUGGUGCCUAGACCACUCUAACCUUGCCCGCUCCAGCACUGGUGUUACACGCUCGCUCCCCUUGGUGCCACCUUCAGAGGAUCAAAUUCAAGACAUCCUAGAACUGUUCUCAGGGCAUUCAGUACGGCAGAAAGAGGCCUUGCGGUUGAUCAACCUAAUGUCCAAAACAUCCAAGGGAAUGAAACCUUGCCUUGACAAGUGGCCAGAGCUGAUCCCACUGCUCAUAGAUCUUAGGAAGGAAUGGAACAAUGUAUGGUCAGCUGAUAUUGAGGCGCAGAGGAUCUCACUAUUCCAUAAUUUGUCCAUACACAGGCCCAACAGGGAGAUCCUAGCCUGUCAGAAUGAACUACCAGCUGUUCUAAAGAAUGUCGUCGAGAGGGCAGGAAGGCUCGGAAUUUCAGCAUCAGUCUUGGCCAUGGUAGCUUCUGUAGUCGCAACAUUGUCAGAGUUUGAUGUGUUCAGGAAAAGAAUGGUAAUGAUAGGGGGAAUGAAAAUGCUCACUGGUCUACUCAAGAUUGAGGAUGUUGUAGUAAGGAAGGAGACUGGCGCUGCAAUCCUUGCACUCUGUGCAGAUAAGGAAGCCAAGUUAUCAGCCGCUGUUAAUGACGUGCCUGAUAAGCUGCUGGGGUGCUUCAUGGCCACUGAUGAGUUCCUGCUCCUGCUGCACCGUCUGCCGAAAUCUCCAGAGGCGCUGGACAUGAUCUGUGACAAGGCUGUGGAACUGGUGAAUAUCGUCAUGGGGGACGAUGCAGGUGGAAUGGUGACCUCUCAGGGCAUCCACUCCGCGAUCUCUUUGAUCUUCGUCAUUACUGAGAGGGAUGUGGGUAAGCUGAAGGUGAAGAACGUGGAGGAUUUCAAGGAGCGGCUGCGGGAGCUUUCGUCCAAGAGAAUACCGAUGCAGACGAUGUUUCAUGUGGAAGAAAUAAUCAAGACCCUGUCGGAGAUGUUUCCAGCUCCCACGACGCAGUUACAGAACCAGUAGUGAUCCAGUGGAAGCCGUCUCCAGCCACGUGAAUAGACAAGUCUUUCUGUAUAUUUGUUCGUGUAUGUGUUCCAGACAGCUUUUCACUGCUGUUUGCUUACAUUUUGGUAGUGGUUUCAUUUGUUGAGUGUGACCAUGUAGAGGAACUUCUUCUUAUUGCCUCGUGAGAAAUAUACCUGCAUGCCAUUCUGUGCAUCCUACAGAUAAGUGCAUCAUCUAUAUACCAUAUGUAGACAUCUAAUUCUUUCCCUAGUACAGUAAUGAACAUGGAAAUUUUGGGACCUGGUUGUAGUAUAGUUUUGAUCGAUUCUUGUUUGCUUAAGUA